Sclerotinia trifoliorum is the source of this 4234-nucleotide messenger RNA. The record is from the annotation of a GenBank genome assembly. Lineage: Eukaryota; Fungi; Ascomycota; Leotiomycetes; Helotiales; Sclerotiniaceae.
ACAUAAAAAAAGAUCCAAGGCCCCUACCACAUUUCGACCGCGCAGACCAGGUCCAAAGGGCUCAGAUUUGAGAUUCUCAAACGACUAUUAACUCAACCCUUCCGUCUUAAACCCCCCCGUGCCUUCCUCAUCUCAAACUCGAAAAAAAAUAUACGUCUCUCAUUCUCGUCGCAGGUCGCCCGUACAUCGAAAAAGCUUCCACCCCUCAGCCGCAGUCAGCCUACUCUAUUGAUCGCAGCAUUCACCCGAGGGUAUCUCUUCAUUUACCGACCGAACGAAACGGGAACGAAAUCAUCGCGACGAAAGAGAUUAGAUUUGUUUUUAAAAAGUGUUGUUGUUGCAGCCUUUUUAUUCACACCUUUUCGCUCGCUGAAGCUUUUUAUUUCCCUUCAGUCCUCCGGUUUACCUUUUACUUUAAAUCCUUCUCUUAAUUUAACCAAACCGCGAUUAGACGGUUUUGUUUCUUCUUUUUUUUAUUCUUCUUCUACUUCUUCUACUUCUUCUUCCUCACUCCUCUUCACAUACAUUUCAGAAGAUUCGUGUCGAGUUCUUGCUGGCCUCGAACCCCUCGAACGUGAACUGUUCCAUCUGGCUUUAUCUGGGAGCAGGCCCUCCAUCUGAACAUCAACCCCAUCAUUUCAUAGAACAUCCCCACGAUACCGAUACCAAUUCAUUUCUCCGACGCUCGCUUCAAUCUUCGAAAUUUCAAGGAUACUAUCUAUUGCCUCAUUGCCGUUGCUGGAAUUUCCGUUGAUUCAAACAUCAAUCAAUACGUGCCAUACUUCGAUACAUUGUGUUCUUCAGCCUUACGGCCCUGCCGGCGUUCCUAUUUCCUUAUCGAUUCAGUUGAUAUCUUAUCACUUAAAACAAGUCCUUGAGUCGUUGUUUCGACUCAAUUGAAUGGCGCAUAUGAUGUAUUCCCAACACCAUGCGACGAUGGCUCCUCCACAAAAACCAGAGACCUUCAUGCUGAGCAGUGAAGCACAACAAAGUCUUCCUCAAGAUGCUCAAGUAGCCCUUCAACAAGUCGACAAUCGUAAGUAUAAAUGAGCAAUACACAUAAGCAUCUUACUGACUUGGUGGCAGUAAAAUACUUUUUAAUAUCUGCUCCUGUUGAUUGGUCGCCGGAUCAAUACAUCAGACGAUUUCUCCUUCCAACUGGUGAAUACGUUUCCUGCGUGUUAUGGUAUAGUGAAGCGUUUCUUUAUUAAGAGUGUAGUGGAGCUAAUGAUCGAAUAGGAAUAACCUCUUUCACAUUUCUGGUACUGACAUUGUAAGAUGCCUGUCCUUCCGAUUCCAAGCCUUUGGUCGACCGGUCAAGAACUCAAAGAAAUUUGAAGAGGGUAUCUUCUCCGAUCUGCGAAAUUUAAAAUCUGGGACCGAUGCCUCCCUUGAGGAGCCAAAGAGUGGCUUCCUCGAUUUCUUAUACAAGAACAACUGCAUACGAACUCAAAAGAAACAAAAGGUCUUCUAUUGGUAUAGUGUGCCCCACGAUAGGUUGUUCUUGGAUGCACUUGAGCGGGAUUUGAAGAGGGAGAAGAUGGGUCAGGAGGCUACAACUGUUGCAGUCAAUGAACCAGCCUUAUCUUUCGAAUUCGACUCAUCGCAAUCAUUGUUUGAGCAACUCACAAAAGCCCAGCAAGCUAACUCUUCAUCAUUCUCUGCGCAACAACCUUCAUAUAACCCAUCACAAUCAACAUCCCCAGUCAUGCGAGCGAUAGAUUCAAUGCCCCCUCCACAGAUGAUUCCACAAGCUAUGGCAAUGCCAGAAGAGAUGAGCCAUAUGGCAACUUAUCAACAAAUGACGAUGCAGCAACCACAAAUGCAACCACAUCAGCAUCAUCAACAGCAGAUGCAACAAGUUAAGAGGGAACCAGAUUUCAACCGCGUUCAAUACAACCAGAAUGGUGUCCCGAUCGGACAAACACAUCAGCGACAUGCCUCCAUGCCUGCAUAUGGAUUGGAGUACUCUCCCGCUCCAUCAUUUGUUUCAUCACACUACGAAGAUUACAGUGCUCGUGGUAUCUCAUUUGAACCCAUUACUCCACCUCAACAAGCGCUUGGAAUGGGAGCUGAGCCAGCUUAUAUCGCCAAUGAAGAAACUGGUCUCUACACAGCAAUUCCGGAUCACAUGGGUGGUGUUAAUGGCCUACACACGAUGAUGCAGUUACCCCCAUCAAACUUGUCUGGCCCACAAUUUUCGCAUGCAACCAGAGGUUAUGGAGCAAACAAUGUCUAUUCAGUGAUUGAGGGAUCUCCAACUUACAAGCAAAGAAGGCGCCGCUCGUCUAUUCCACCUGGAGUCGCAUCCAUCGUUGCAGCUGCGGCAGCAGCUGGUCAACAUUCUCACCCGGCUCACAGACCGUCGGACCUAAGGAGAUCGGUCUCGCAUUCUGUUGGGCCCGUAGCUGAGGGCGACGAGUCGGGCGAAAACUCCCCACCUGGGCUUACGUACAGCAACCAAAUACCCCAUCAAAUGACACAUCACAAAGAACUCGUUGAUUUCUCCCGACAUGGAACCCCACUUUCUACCGUCGAGGAUUCUCCACACGUGAACCCAAUGUCCUUGCAACAAUCAGACUUUCAAUUAAAUAAUGAUGAUCUUUCAGGGGAUAGUCUACUAGAUCACUCACCUCAACGAGGACACAUGCAAGGACCUGGUGGAGUAGUGCGAAGAGCACGAAGCGCCACGAUGAUGGAACUUGGUCCCUAUCCCCAAAAGUCACACUCAUGCCCAAUCCCCACUUGUGCCCGUCUGUUCAAGCGUUUAGAACAUCUUAAACGGUAUGUUCCAUACUUUCAUUUUUCAUCAUUUCAUUUGUCCGGCUGUAGAUCAAGCCGCUGACCUACCCCUCUCCAGACAUGUGAGAACCCAUACACAAGAAAGACCCUACAUCUGCCCACACUGCAGCAAAGCAUUUUCCCGCUCAGACAACCUAGCCCAGUAUGUAACACAUUAUUUGAAUUUCAUCCUAUCCACAAAAAGCACAGCACAGCACAGCAUCCAUCGCCUCAAUUCGAUGAAGGGUAUUUAGAACAUGAACUAACAAUGAUUUAAUAGGCAUCGUCGCACACAUGAUCGUGGUGAUGGAUCUGAAGGUGCCUAUGGUAGCUACAGUGGUGAAGACGAAGAUUUCGAGGGAGAAGAUCAUCUUGGAUCUCUUGAAGACGCAUCCCCAAAUUCGGAAAAUGGCUAUCUCCCACAAAGCAUGACCUCAAAUUUUCACGGCAUGCCUAUGUCAAUGGGAAUGAUGAAUUCUGGUAUGGCUGCCCCCAGUCAGCUUAUCAACACACAUCAACUCAUGCAACAACCAAUAUAGAGUUCUCCCCAAACUCGCCGUCAUCUGAAUUAUAAAAGUCUCUCGAUGUCAUUCUAUUCACCAUUUAGUCAACUUUGACACCAUCCACUACCCCACUUGUAUAUGAUUAUUUUAGUUAAUUUUUUCUCUAUUUUGUUUUCAUUGCAUAGCUUUGCGAGUUCUAUGUAUGCUAGACAUUGCCAUCGGCUCGCUUCAAGUUUUCUAUUUACCUAUCUCUCUUUUAGUUUUUCUUUGAUGCGGCUUUUCUAUCGGCGCUAUGGCCUGUCGUGUUGGUUGGAGCUACUUGGGAUUACUCUGAUGAUCAUGAUGGAUUUCUUUAUGAAGCUUUCAACACCCUCGCCAUCUUUGUGAGUUUGUUCGGACAUUUGGGAAAAAUCGGGUGCUUGUAAGGGAAUGAAGGAACAGAAAUUUCUCGGACUGGUUGGAGCGGGUUGGCAGUGGCAAUUAAUGCAAGGUGGAUAUCUUGCUUGUUUUGCCUUGUCUUGCCAUUGGUUGAUAAACUAUUGUGCUCUUUUAUCUUCUCUUAUGAAGUAGAUGAACGCCUAGACUGGGACUAGUUUUGUAUGCGAUAUGCAAUGUGAUUUCUAUUUUACGGGGUUCCUCUGGGUUGGGUCGGUCGGCUAGGGUUGAGGUGGCGGUUUUCUCGUGGCGAUCUGUGCAUUACACACUGAGAGGAAGAAGGAAAUCAGGCACGCGGAAAUGGAUCGCUUUAAGGUGAAGGAGACGAGAGAUGAAUCUCCUUAUGUACAAUCAAAAAUGUUUCCGUCUGUGUUAUCUUUUUUUCCCUUGGUAUUAGGAUUGUGCGAUGUAGAUCUUGAUCGAUUGAUUUGAGAUGAGAUGAGAUGAGUUCAGUGCAGGUUGAUAAAAAAAUGCAUAGGAGAUGAGAUGAGAUAAGAUGAGAUGGAGAGAAUUUA